GGGCUCUCUGUGGCUUCCCGGGUGUCGCCUCCUUCCCUCCAACUUCGUGCCAAUGGCGUCCAGCGGCCAGGAGCGGGCCUCUGAGGAUUGUGGCGUCUCCGGCAUCACGGGAUGCAGCAAGACUCCUCAGCCUGAGACCCGGGACAGCUUACCGACGCCCUCACAGGGCUCAGGCCCUCGCCCAGGUCCUGUGGCUGCGGCAAAUUGUGGCUCCUGCCUUCGGAGGAAUGUGAUCAGCGAGAGAGAACGCAGGAGGCGGAUCUCCUUGAGCUGUGAGCGCCUGCGGGCUCUGCUGCCUCAGUUUGAUGGCCGGCGGGAGGACAUGGCCUCUGUCCUGGAGAUGACUGUGUACUUCCUCCAGCUUGCCCACAGUAUGGCUCCUGGCUGGGAGCAGCUCUCCGUGAGUUGUAAGCAGGUUCCUCAGCCUUCCCAGGAGAUGUGGCACCUGUGGCAGGGGGAUGUCGUGCAGGUGACCCUGGCGGAUCAGAGUGCAGACAGCAAGCCGCCGGACUCCGGGAUAGCAAAAGCAUCCAGUGCGGCUCGAGUGCAGGACGCCCCACGCUGUGAGAUGCUGGGUAUGGACCAGAGCCAAGCCCUGGGGAGAGUGUCAGAACUGCUGGAGAGACCCUCCUCCCCGCUUGAGCCUUCCAGCUUGAGUCCCGGGCUCUCCCCCUGGCUUCCUCACUCAUGGCAGUUAGCCACCCCCCAGACGAGCGACAUCAUUUCUGGUGGGUUGCACCCCGUGGGAUCCCUGGCCAGGGACACUGAAUCUCCGGGCAUGCUGGCUGAGGAGGCCAACUUGGUCCUGACAUCUGUGCCUGAUGCCAGGUACACCACAGGGCCAGGGUCCGACGUGGUGGAUGGAACAUCCUUUCUGCUGACCACCAAUCCUGACUGGUGGCUGGGGUCGGUGGAGGGCAGAGGAGGUCCAGCCCUGGCCACGAGCAGCCCUAUGGACAGGGCAGAGUCAAGCUUCAUGGGGGACCCUGAGCCCAUCUCCCCGGAGCUCCAGCCUGGCCCCCUAGAGCUGUGGGGCUUGGAUUUUGGCAGCCCUGGCCUGGCUGUGCAGGAUGAAGCAGACAGCCUCUUCCCUGACUUUUUCCCCUGAGAGUUUAGUUGUCAGCUUGGUGGGGGAACAGGGCAGCACAGGGGCAGGACUGUGCCCCUGUCCCUUGCCUGGGUGUUGUAUUUUGGGUUUCGUUUGCAGCUGCGGUCUAAUUUGAGGGAGGCUGGCAGGGAGGGCUGUGAGUUGUAUUAAAGAGGAAAGUGGUUUUCCUGGCAGAAGCAGAA
Messenger RNA from Peromyscus leucopus (white-footed mouse), 1290 nucleotides. It is a transcript of the gene Sohlh1, whose product is annotated as spermatogenesis and oogenesis specific basic helix-loop-helix 1. Gene Ontology annotation, biological process: spermatogenesis; regulation of DNA-templated transcription. The transcript is spliced from 8 exons. Gene Ontology annotation, molecular function: protein dimerization activity; RNA polymerase II cis-regulatory region sequence-specific DNA binding; DNA-binding transcription factor activity, RNA polymerase II-specific. Bases 53 to 1108 code for a protein of 351 amino acids. The record is from RefSeq and is a predicted model, not a curated record. Gene Ontology annotation, cellular component: nucleus. NCBI's taxonomy places the organism in Eukaryota, Metazoa, Chordata, Mammalia, Rodentia, Cricetidae.